Messenger RNA from Symbiodinium sp. CCMP2456, 174 nucleotides. NCBI's taxonomy places the organism in Eukaryota, Dinophyceae, Suessiales, Symbiodiniaceae. The record is from the annotation of a GenBank genome assembly.
AUGGCAUGGUUUGAAGGCAUGGAGGCCCUUCUGGACCGCGAUGCCGACCCAAACGCCACAGACCGUGUGCAACAAGCACCUCUACAUGGCGCAGCACGGAGGGCCGAUCCUCGUGCAGUCUCGCUUUUGCUCCGGAAUCGAGCUAACGUCAGCGCACCAGGCUUGACGGGAUAG